AUGUCAAAAUUAUUACAAUUAAAUUAUUUGGCAAAUUUGUUUUAUAAAUUAAUUAAAUGGAUUUUGUCAACUUUAAGUUUGGAUAUUAAAGGAAUUAUUAACUCUCAACAGGAAGUAAUUAGUUUAAGUAAGCCAAAAACAAAACAAAUUAGAACUCUUGGAUCGCUUAUUAAACAAGAACAUGAUUUGAGCAAAGCAACAACACCUACUACCAAAAAACUUUUAUUUAUCUGGACAAUUGCCGAGGAUGUUUUAAAAAAAUUAGAAUAUGAAAAUGGAAAAUUUGAAUUUAGAGAUGAUUUAGAAAUAAAAGAAGAGGAAAACGAAUUAAAGAUAUUUCCUUGUUGGAGUUAUGAAGAUGAGGAAUUUUGUUUUGAAACAAUUAAAAUUAUUAAAAAAUUAUUAAAAAUUUAUGAAAAUAUUAAAGAAUUAUAUGGAUUAGAAUAUUUUGUUGGAGGUAAGGGGAAGAUGUUGAUGGAAAUUAAAGGAAAAAUUAAAGAAGAAAUGAAUUCAGAAGAAAUACUUCCUUUAAAUUUGGAGAUGUAUAUUAUUGAAUAUUUUGGUGGAGAACACGAACCCUAA
Molecule: messenger RNA, 582 nt
Organism: Meloidogyne enterolobii
Lineage: Eukaryota; Metazoa; Nematoda; Chromadorea; Rhabditida; Meloidogynidae
Source: the annotation of a GenBank genome assembly